AAAGCAGGUGCGUCACGCUGAUGUUCAUUUUCGUCUCAGCUGUAUACCUAAAGAUCAUUUAAUUUUGAAACUUCUUUAAUAGGACGAAUGCAAUUUAUCGACCCACAAGGGCCUUAUUAAUAAUGGAACCCGUCUCAUUCGUGCAGUAAUUUUUUCAUUUUACUCUAUAUAUGCCUCCACAGAGUGUUCACAUUUUUACCAAGAUCUCUCUUUCAAUCAUAUUAGUUGUUGGGUGUUGCUGAGACAAACCAAGAUGGAAAGUGCAAGGCAUCCUUCGUCAUUUCUUUCUCUUGCCUUUGCUUUGCUUCUUUCUUCGGCUGUUUGCAUAGAGUCGAGAUACCAUGGAAGAUACCGGACGGCAAAUGAUGGUCAGGGGAUGUGGUGCAUUGCAAAGCCAUCCACAGAGGCAAGUACGCUUUUCCGCAACAUCGAUUUUAGCUGUGGACAAAGUGGAGUGGACUGUAGUCCGAUUCAACCAGGUGGUAGCUGCUUCAAUCCAGAUACACCUGUUUCACAUGCCUCUUAUGCCAUGAAUCUCUUCUACAAGUCUGCAGGCAAGCACCCUUGGGAUUGCAAUUUCAAUGGCACUGGUGUCGCUGUAACUCAGAACCCUUCUUUUGGUACCUGUGUCUAUCCGCUCUGACGAGAGCGCUCGAUUCGACGAGUAGAGAGAGCAGUUUUAACAUGGACGAAGGUUUCUAUUUGUAGUUGCCUUUAUUUUUAUUUUGAUUGAGGGAGUUCUAACUUCCAAAUUAUGAUGUCCAGUUAGUAUUACGAAUGGAUGAGAAAGAGACUCAUUUUGUGAAAAGGGGUGUGCCUGGUGCUAAUUAAUUACCAAUGCUUUUUAUUGAUAUA
Messenger RNA from Hevea brasiliensis (rubber tree), 855 nucleotides. RefSeq names its product major pollen allergen Ole e 10. The record is from RefSeq and is a predicted model, not a curated record. The transcript is spliced from 4 exons. The coding region runs from base 254 to 643 and encodes 129 amino acids. Lineage: Eukaryota; Viridiplantae; Streptophyta; Magnoliopsida; Malpighiales; Euphorbiaceae.